UCUCUGCAUCGAUCGUGUAGGAGAGCUCAAGUGUUUUUUUAGAGAAGUACAAGUCUGAUAAGACAAGACAGAAACGAAGAAGAAGAUGCAGAUCUUCGUUAAGACUUUGACUGGCAAGACCAUAACUCUCGAGGUCGAGAGUAGCGACACCAUCGACAACGUUAAAGCCAAGAUUCAGGACAAGGAAGGCAUCCCUCCUGAUCAGCAAAGAUUGAUUUUUGCUGGUAAACAAUUAGAAGAUGGGCGAACUCUUGCUGAUUACAAUAUCCAGAAGGAGUCGACGCUUCACUUGGUUUUGAGGCUCAGGGGAGGAACUAUGAUCAAGGUGAAGACUCUAACUGGAAAAGAAAUUGAAAUCGACAUUGAACCAAAUGAUACCAUUGAUAGGAUUAAGGAACGGGUUGAGGAGAAAGAGGGAAUUCCUCCAGUGCAGCAAAGGCUUAUUUAUGCUGGCAAGCAGCUUGGAGAUGAUAAGACAGCUCGUGACUACAAUAUUGAGGGUGGCUCUGUGCUUCAUCUUGUUCUUGCUCUGAGGGGUGGAUGUCUUUGAAUUGCACUCAUAACGGUAUAAAAAUCUACCUAUCCAAGCUUCUUCCAUACAAGUACAGCAUGGGGUUAUGAGAAUCCACAAUAAACAAGAUUGUUCAAUUAUCUUACACUACCUCCGCUUGCUGCUUUCUUAUGUUUUUGCAAGGUUAAACCAUUGCCUGUUUUACUUGUUCACUCGUGCCCACGUCACAUGUAUUUUUGAGCUUUUAACCAGUUGAUAUGCAUGUGCAUUUGUGGUGGCUGGACAUUCUGCCAAGAGCAUGGAGACACAAGUUCCCGCCGCUUAGGAUUGCUAACAAUAAAAAGUAUGUGUCCAGAUGACUAUCUUCCAUGAUGUCAUGUUGUAUCCAAUUUCUGAAACCUACUUCAACCAUUAGUAUUAUGAGCAA
This is a messenger RNA of Populus nigra (black poplar), 938 nucleotides long. Its product is annotated as ubiquitin-NEDD8-like protein RUB2. Gene Ontology annotation, biological process: modification-dependent protein catabolic process; protein ubiquitination. Gene Ontology annotation, cellular component: cytoplasm; nucleus. Lineage: Eukaryota; Viridiplantae; Streptophyta; Magnoliopsida; Malpighiales; Salicaceae. Gene Ontology annotation, molecular function: protein tag activity; ubiquitin protein ligase binding. Bases 86 to 550 code for a protein of 154 amino acids. The record is from RefSeq and is a predicted model, not a curated record. The transcript is spliced from 3 exons.